CGGUGCGAAGAUGACAUCAACACCACGGACCCUCACCGACGUCCCUCCGCCGGCAUACUAUCUGGACGAGGAAGCCUCCGCCCGCCAAUGGUUCAAAUCCCACACGAACAACUUCUCCUCCCGCGCAAAAGCCUACCUCAUCUCCCUCUUCCCAGUCCUCCAAUGGAUCUCCCGCUACAACUUCACCUGGGCCCUCGGCGACCUCAUCGCAGGUCUCACUGUCGGUGCGGUCGUCGUACCCCAGGGUAUGUCAUACGCUAAAAUCGCGACCCUCGAUCCGCAGUAUGGGUUGUAUUCGAGUUUCAUUGGAGUUUUCUUGUACUGCUUUUUUGCGACGAGUAAGGAUGUUACGAUUGGGCCUGUUGCCGUGAUGAGUUUGGAGACGGCGAAGGUUAUUGGGGAUGUUAUGGAGCAUACGGAUAAGUACUCCGCUCCCGUUAUUGCUACGGCGUUGGCGUUGUUGUGUGGUGCUAUCUCGCUUGGAAUUGGAUUGUUGCGGUUGGGCUUCAUCAUCGAGUUCAUUCCUGCUCCCGCAGUGGCUGGAUUCAUGACUGGUUCCGCGAUCAACAUUAUCGCUGGUCAAGUUCCGUCUGUCAUGGGUACCUCAAAACUCUUCAACACCCGUGACUCAACCUACAAAGUCAUCAUCAACACCCUCAAACACCUCCCCGACACCAAACACGACGCGAUCUUCGGUCUCAUCUCGCUCUUCUUCCUCUACGCCAUUCGCUUCGCACUUAACUGGGGUUCGGCACGGUACCCCAAGUACAGACGGUGGUGUUUCGGUGGAUUGGUGUUGCGUAACGCCGUUCUCAUUGUCUUCGCAACAUUGAUCUCGUGGCUCAUCUGCAGAAACUACGACGAGAAGGACUUCCCGAUCGCCAUCAUCAAGACCGUCCCCCGUGGUUUCUCCCACGUCGGAUCUCCCUUCAUCGACGCCGAGCUCGCCGGAUACAUCGCACCCAAACUCCCCGUCUCGGUCAUCAUCCUCGUCCUCGAGCACAUCGCUAUCUCGAAAUCCUUCGGACGCGCGAAUGAUUACAAGAUCAACCCUGACCAAGAGUUAAUCGCUAUCGGAGCCUCAAAUAUGAUCGGUACCCUGUUCCAGGCCUACCCUGCAACCGGAUCCUUCUCCCGUUCAGCAAUCAAGUCGAAGUCUGGUGUACGCACCCCUUUGGCUGGUGUCGUGACGGGUGCCGUCGUCGUGAUGGCCCUCUACGCCCUCACCGACGCAUUCUACUGGAUCCCGAACGCAGCCCUCGCAGCGCUCAUCAUCCACGCUGUCGGAGAUUUGAUCGUCUCCCCCAAACAAGCCCUCACAUUCUGGAAGAUCCAGCCACUCGAGUGUCUCAUUUUCUUAGCCGCCGUCAUCGUAUCUAUCUUCUCCACCAUCGAGAACGGUAUCUACACCGCCGUCGGCGCCUCCGUCGCGCUUCUCUUGUUCCGUAUCGCGCGUCCUCGUGGUACCUUCUUGGGCCGUGUCACACUCACCUCCGAUGAUGACGCCAAGUACCAACGUAACGUCUACGUUCCGCUUCGCGAGGACAACACCCCUCAACAUCCAACCCUUAAGGUCGAGCCCCCGCCGCCGGGAGUCCUGAUAUACAGACUGGAAGAGUCCUUCACGUACCCAAAUGCAAGUGUCGUUACUGACCGAAUCGUGGACCACGCUACAAAGUAUACAAAGCGUGGGAAGCCGAACGUGUACGCGCGUAAGGGUGACAGACCGUGGAAUGACCCUGGGCCCAAGAAGGGGGAUAUCCCCUUCGAGGAUGAUAUGCGUGCCGUCCUUCGUGCAGUCUGCCUUGACUUCUCGUCUGUGUCGCAUCUUGAUACGACUGCUGUCCAGGCAUUGGUGGAUACGAGGAAGCAGUUGAGCAAGUAUGCGGAUAGGAGUGUGGAGUUCCAUUUUGCGAAUAUCCUGUCGCCGUGGAUUAAGCGUGCUUUGAUUGCGGCGGGCUUUGGGGACGUGGUCACCCAGAGAAUCAAGGAAGUCGCUUCUGCGGUUCCACAACCCGAUGCCCGCACGGCGCGGGAAGCAGAUGAAGAGGAGAUCAGCCAAAUCGUCGACGUGGGUUCAUCGAGUGGUACAUCCUACUCCCAACUCGGCGAUGGGAGUGUUGUCAUUGUACGAUAUCCGUUUUUCCAUAUUGAUUUGGAUGAUGCGGUGUAUGCAGCGAGUCGGGUGUGAUUCGACUUACCAUGGAUUGAUCAAUAUUGCAUAGACGUGGUCCGUGGAGGACACAAAAGUUUUGGAUACCUUUGGAUACUUGGCAUAUGACGAGAUUAGCAUAGGCCUGAAGGCACAAUACCAUUGCAUUGC
Messenger RNA from Saitoella complicata NRRL Y-17804, 2323 nucleotides. RefSeq names its product sulfate permease. The coding region runs from base 11 to 2191 and encodes 726 amino acids. Gene Ontology annotation, biological process: transmembrane transport. The transcript has 2 exons. Lineage: Eukaryota; Fungi; Ascomycota; Saitoellomycetes; Saitoellales; Saitoellaceae. Gene Ontology annotation, cellular component: membrane. The record is from RefSeq and is a predicted model, not a curated record. Gene Ontology annotation, molecular function: secondary active sulfate transmembrane transporter activity.